Oryctolagus cuniculus (rabbit) is the source of this 2463-nucleotide messenger RNA. RefSeq names its product solute carrier family 35 member D3 (gene SLC35D3). The record is from RefSeq and is a predicted model, not a curated record. NCBI's taxonomy places the organism in Eukaryota, Metazoa, Chordata, Mammalia, Lagomorpha, Leporidae.
CCGCCGGGCUACGGGGCAGUCGGAGGCGAAACCGCGAGCCGCGAGGAACGCCUGGCUGGAGCUGCCCCCUGCAGCCGAGCCGGGGGGCCCCCUGCCCUUGGCCGCGGCGCUGGGCGGGCGCCCCCGCCGCGCUCCUCCCCGCUCCCCUCGCGCAGGUCCCCGAGCUCCGCCAGCGCCGGGCGCGGCGGGGCCGGCGCGAUGCGGCAGCUGUGCCGGGGCCGCGUGCUGGGCAUCUCGGUGGCCAUCGCGCACGGGGUCUUCUCGGGCUCCCUCAACAUCUUGCUCAAGUUCCUCAUCAGCCGCUACCAGUUCUCCUUCCUGACCCUGGUGCAGUGCCUGACCAGCUCCACGGCGGCGCUGAGCCUGGAGCUGCUGCGGCGCCUCGGGCUCAUCGCGGUGCCCCCCUUCGGCCUGAGCCUGGCGCGCUCCUUCGCGGGGGUCGCAGUGCUCUCCACGCUGCAGUCCAGCCUCACGCUCUGGUCCCUGCGCGGCCUCAGCCUGCCCAUGUACGUGGUCUUCAAGCGCUGCCUGCCCCUGGUCACCAUGCUCAUCGGCGUCUUGGUCCUCAGAAACGGCGCGCCCUCGCCGGGGGUGCUGGCGGCAGUGCUCAUCACCACCUGCGGCGCCGCCCUGGCAGGAGCCGGUGACCUGACUGGCGACCCCAUCGGGUACGUGACAGGCGUGCUGGCUGUGCUGGUGCACGCCGCCUACCUGGUGCUCAUCCAGAAGGCGAGCGCCGACACCGAGCACGGGCCGCUCACCGCGCAGUACGUCAUCGCCAUUUCCGCCACGCCGCUGCUGGUCGUCUGCUCCUUCGCCAGCACCGACUCCAUCCACGCCUGGGCCUUCCCGGGCUGGAAGGACCCGAACAUGGUUUGCAUCUUCGUGGCCUGCAUCCUGAUCGGCUGCGCCAUGAACUUCACCACGCUGCAUUGCACCUACAUCAACUCGGCCGUGACCACCAGCUUCGUGGGCGUGGUGAAGAGCAUCGCCACCAUCACGGUGGGCAUGGUGGCCUUCAACGACGUGGAGCCCACCUCUCUGUUCAUUGCCGGUGUUGUGGUGAACACUCUGGGCUCCAUCAUUUAUUGCGUGGCCAAAUUCUUGGAGACUAGAAAGCAAAGCCACUAUGAGGACCUGGAGGCGCAGCCUGGGGGAGAGGAGGCGCAGCCAAGUGGAGACCAGCUGCCAUUCGUCAUGGAGGAGCUGCCGGGAGAGGGUGGAAAUGGCGGGGCAGAAGGUGGGCAGGCAGCAGGUGGCUCCGUGCAGCAGAGCGGGCAAGGGGCGAGGGCCAGCCGCAGGGGAGUCCCGCUGGUGGCCAGGAGCGGGCCGACCUCAGACAGCUCUGAAGAAGGCAGCAAGAGAUCCCUCAAGGAUGCGUACUUGGAAGUGUGGCGGUUAGUUAGGGGGACCAAAUAUAUGAAGAAAGAUUAUUUGAUAGAAAACGAGGAGUUACCCAGUCCUUAGGCAGGAGAUGCAUGUGUAUGCAUCUGUACCUGCAGUUGUUUUGUAUGUUAGAAAGAACACGCAAGGCCUCUUGGUUGUUCUAGACAGGUGGGGAAGGGAAGCAAAGACAAUCAGCACCUGGGUGGAUCCUUCAGCGCUGCUGUGCCCAAGGCGUGGGAGAGUGGGAAGCUGCUUCCCAGGGCCAGGCAGGGGUUUUGGCUUCAGACUGCCAGCACGUUUAUCUCUUGUCAUUCUAACCAUAACCACAUAGCUGCAUGUACCAAGAGCUCGCCAGCCACCCUCCCCAAAGAGGGGUGUAGAACCCACGACUGCACUGAAGUUCAAAGAUUGCAUCCAGGGCUGCAUUUUUUGAUGAGAGAGCCACCGUUUGUACUGCCGGCUGGGUGUACAGUGUGUUGUUGAAAUGACAGCUAUAAAUGGGUGGAAUUGAUGUUUACUGUUUAUAGUCAUCUGAAAUAUCAUGUUUACUCUCGGUUUCCUUCACUUGUUUCUCAGAGUAAGUGAUCUAUUAUAUCAUGGUAGAAAAUGUUAAAGCUAUUUUGAAAAAAAUGUGAGUUCUUAGCUUUAAUCAUGUAGUCCAAGGUUUGCUUUUAGUAAUUAUUAUAAAAGUAUUUUCAAGGUUGUUUGGGUUUGUUGCUUUCUAAUAUUUAUUAUGGAAUGCAUAACCUUUUAUUUAAAAAAACGCCAGUUUUACUGUGUAGUAUUCUUUCAAGCAAAUGCAAUUGCUGGAAUAUAACUCAGUAUUAACUGAAGUUCGGCCAGAAGGGACCAUCCCACAACGUAAUCCCUUUCAAGUUGCACUGCGUAUCCCAACCAUGUCACAAAAAGAGCAACCACUAUAUUCACUUUACGAUAUUUUUCUAUCUUCAAUUUGUCAAAAUAAAAUCUGAGUCUGUAUGUUAAAAGAUGCAGUGUCAGACAUUUGUUUCGGACACGGUGUGUUCUACGGCUGCUGGGCAGUGUGCAAGGGGCUCUCAGUGUGCGCUGCGUAGCAUC